Gossypium raimondii (Peruvian cotton) is the source of this 912-nucleotide messenger RNA. RefSeq lists its product as uncharacterized. NCBI's taxonomy places the organism in Eukaryota, Viridiplantae, Streptophyta, Magnoliopsida, Malvales, Malvaceae. Bases 1 to 912 code for a protein of 303 amino acids. The transcript has 2 exons. Gene Ontology annotation, molecular function: nucleic acid binding; RNA-DNA hybrid ribonuclease activity. The record is from RefSeq and is a predicted model, not a curated record.
AUGGUGUGGAAGUUGCAAACGCUGCCAAAGAUUAGAAUUUUUUGUUGGCGUAUUGGGCAUGAUAUUCUCCUUACAUAUGAAAAAAUCUCCAAUAUCAGGAGGGAUUUCAACAGUGACUGUCUAAGGUGUGGAAGGGACAAAGAGACCCUUAUCCACGCGUUGAAAGAUUACCUUAGGGCCCGGGCGGUGCUGAUGCAUGGAGGUCUGAACAGUAAACUACUGGAUGGCAGCCAUUGUCGGGGUGUGGACUGGAUCAAAAAGGUGGCCCGUUCGCUAGAUCUUAAGGCUCUCUCAGACUUUAUUACGGUUCUUUGGAAUAUUUGGAACAACAGGAAGAACAAAGUUUUUUGGAAUAUGGAGGAGGACGCCAAAGUGACGUGGGAGAAGGCUGCUGCGUUAAGCCAGGACUUCCGCAUAUUUAAUUUGUUGCAUGAGCCGUCUCUGCCUAAGCCUGCUGUGAAUAAAGGGUGGCGGAAGCCGAACCAAGGGAUGGUAAAAAUUAACUUUGACGCUGUUGUUAAAGAUCGAAAGACUAGCUUUGGAAUUAUAGCUAGGGACCAUGAUGGCUUUGUCCUGGGGAGGCGCCCUGGGGUGUUGAAUAGGAACUACAAUGCGGAAUGGGCGGAGUUAUACGCGUUGGAGGAGAGCAUAAAAUUGGCUCGGGAUAAUACUUGGGUCCGGUUUGAAUUUGAGUCUGAUUGUGCCAGCCUGUACAUAUGUCCUUCUCUCAGGAUUCUUCUAUCCUUGUUCGUACAAGAUAGUUACACUGGACUGGACAGCUCACUCAUGGUUGGCUCUUAUCAGAUAGCUGUCAACUGUGGCGACAAUUCUGAAUGCCAUCUGGAAUUAACUUAUGCAGCGACAUUGCGGAUAUCUGUCAACUGUGGCGACAAUUCCAGACGCAAUCUGUAA